UGUUCUUGAUGUUGUAGAUUAUUACUGAUAGAUUGUUAGACUGACUUCAACAGCGGAAAGGAAAACGAGGAAGGCAAAUGGCAGUUUGCAUCGCCACAGCGUUUGCAUCGCGCACGCAAAAAAAGCCGAUCUCCAACAGCGCCGCUCCCACCGCCACCCCUUCCCGCCGGUCUCCUCCCGCCGCCACCCCUUCCUGCCGGUGGCCGCCCCCUCCCCUCCUCCAUUUGCCGCCCGCGCCGCCCCCUUCCCUCCUCCCGCUCGAGCUCCGGCCACGACAGUCCCGGCGGCCCUCCCUUCCCCUGCUCGGAGGCGGUGUCGAGGAGGGCAAAGGCGCGAGCGUACUCCGUGCACGCGAUGGCCGCGUCGAUCUGCGACAUGAUUCGAGCUCGGCGAGGCGAGGAGCGGCCGGCGGGGCCAGGCGGAGCGGACGGAUCGACGCGCCGCCGCCGGAUCGACGCGAGCGGACGGAUCGACGCGCCGCCGCCCCCGGAUCGACGCGCCCCUCUGCUACUCCGUCGGCCUGGAGAGGGAGGGAGGCGGCGGGAGGACGGGCCGGCGGCGCUAUGGCCUUCCCCGCGCCGAGGGAGGAGGGCCGCCGCAGAUCCGAGGCCGGCGAGCUCGCGGCCGGCGAGCACGAGGCCGGCCGACCCGAGCCACUGCGGGUUGCCGCCACGGCCGUGGCGGGAGCUCAAGGCCGCCGCGCCGACGAUGCUCUUCGGCGUGCACCUCAUCGCCGCCCCGGGCGCCAAGAGGCCGGCUUCGCCGGAGGAGGAUGCGCACGAGCCGGCCCCGUCCGUGCUCCUCCGUCGUGGAUCCGCCGGCCAUGGACACGGUGGAGCAGGCCCGCGCCGCCGUCCCCUUCUCCCGCUCUCGAAAUGCCUCAAGGAGAGAGGGGAUGUAUUUUUACACAUCCUCUCUUCUCGGAGGCAAACUGCCUCAGGCUUUUGCACCGGCCGUUGGACGGAGAUUUUGCGAUGCACAGUGCCAACUCGAGAGGAAAAAUGGAAUUGCCUCUCGUGUUGGACUCAGUCUUAGGUGUUCAGCGUCCAGACCAAACAAAGAGUUUGUUCUUGAGAUGGAUGUUCCAAUUACACAAUUCACAACUGGUACCUUGUGUCAAGUAAACAAGGUCAGGCAAUGUUAGUAGUGUUAUGUAUUUCAUCGUGCAUCCUUUUUUAUUGGAACUGGUUUCUUUCUGAAUCUGAGGAAUCUUGUCCAUCCUAGAAAUGAUUCCAGCUA
This is a messenger RNA of Panicum virgatum (switchgrass), 1239 nucleotides long. Its product is annotated as translation initiation factor IF-2-like. The record is from RefSeq and is a predicted model, not a curated record. The coding region runs from base 78 to 1124 and encodes 348 amino acids. Lineage: Eukaryota; Viridiplantae; Streptophyta; Magnoliopsida; Poales; Poaceae. The transcript is spliced from 2 exons.